Molecule: messenger RNA, 1703 nt
Organism: Hydractinia symbiolongicarpus
Lineage: Eukaryota; Metazoa; Cnidaria; Hydrozoa; Anthoathecata; Hydractiniidae
Product: tigger transposable element-derived protein 4-like
Exons: 2
Coding region: 654-1181 (175 amino acids)
Cellular component (GO): nucleus
Molecular function (GO): DNA binding
Source: RefSeq, a predicted model, not a curated record
CAGGCGUAUAGGCGUAAUACCCCUUUCCAAAAAAACUUCAUUGCAACUUCGGUUUUAAUGAAAACACAAGGAAAAGCUCAUUACCGGUUCAGCUUUAAUAAUUUGUCAGUCAUUUUAUUUGCACAAAAAGUUUUCAGGAAAAAAUAAUAAAAGAUGUAGCUACCUAGCUAACUGCAUUUAUAGCAUAACACUUAUUGUUUAAGAAUAUUGUUGUAGCCAAACUGCAUUUUUAUACUCUAACUUUUUAGCCAAAGAUAGGAGCUAGCUAAAUGGCUACAGUCUCAACACAAAAAAAAAUGGUGGGUAGGAUAAAAAGCUCUUAUACCAUACAGAUUACAGUUGAACUCAUGUAAUUCGAACUCCUAUAAUUCGAAAACUCACUUAAUUCGAACAGAUUCUGUGGUCCCCUCAGAAUUUACCUUGAAAACCUUACAAGAAAACUCCUAUAAUUCGAACCCAUGUAAUUCGAAAAAUCAUGUAAAUCGAACAGAUUUUCCGGUCCCAUCAAGAAAUUUUAAUCAUGUAAUUCGAAUUUUUGAAUUUUUUGAGUUUUUGAAGCUUACCAACUCGAUAAUUUGCAAUCGAAUGUUUUUUUUUUACAUUCGAUUGGAGCUCGUCCACUGCUUUUGGCUUCCAUUUCUUAUCAAGACAAGAUGGGGAAAAGAAAGCAUAAAGAACUCACUUUAAAAACAAAAUAUGAAGCUCUCCGUGACUUGGAGGAUGGUAUGUCCAAUAAAGACGCAUCCAUCAAGUACUCCGUUCCAAGCAGCACCUUGUCAACAUGGAAGAACACAAAAGAAAAGAUAUUCCUUGCUUUCAAAAACUCGUCACUAAAACGCCAGAGAGUUAAGACUGACAAGUACGAAAAAUUGAAUGAAUCGUUGUUGACUUGGUUUACCUCAAUGCGUGGUAACAACAUCCCAAUUAAUGGACCAAUUUUAAACGAGAAAGCUCGUGAAUUUGCCACAGCAUUCAACUAUGAAGAUUUUUCAGCAUCGAACGGAUGGUUGAGAGGCUGGAAGGAGAGAUAUGGAAUCACAUUCAAAGAAGUAUCUGGGGAGUCCGCAAAAGUAACAAGUGAGAUGACAGCACCUUGGGAAGAAACUACCCUACCAACUAUAUUGGCCAGAUAUGAAUUAAAAGACAUCUUCAAUGCCGAUGAAUUCGGCCUAUUCUACUAAGCGCUACCAUCAAAGUCUUAUCACUUCAAAGGAAAACGCUGUUCCGGCGGAAAGCACAGCAAAGUGCGCCUAACAGGAAUGGCUGCAUCCAAUGCUUUGGGCGAAAGGCUUCCAAUGUUUGUGAUUGGAAAGUCCGCGAAACCCAGAUGUUUCAAAAACGUGAGAAAUCUACCCUGUCGGUAUCGCUUGCAAAAUAAAUCCUGGAUGGAUGGAGUAUUAUUUGAAGAAUGGGUUAGAGAAUUAGAUCGUAAAUUCGAGUCACAAGGAAGGAAGAUUGUUUUAAUAGUCGACAACUGUCCCACACACCCAAACAUCACAGAGUUAAAGGCUGUAAAUCUACAAUUCCUGCCACCUAACACCACUUCUUGUACCCAACCUAUGGAUCAAGGAGUUAUCAGGUAAAAUUUCUUCAAAGUUACUCAUUAUUCUGUUGUUUGGAAAUAUUUAUUUCCCAUUCAUUGUUUUGAAGCCAUUCCAGUGUUGUCAAAGAAAAAAGUUUGUUUGGUAACACUAGAAUGUCUU